CAUGGAAUUAUAGAAAUAUAAUUAUAAAUAGUACAAGUAAAAGAAAAGUGAAAAUUAAUCAGUAGUUUAUCUAGUGUUUUUUAUCUUUCAAUGAGUCAUAUCGGGAUGUUCCGCGGCGACUGACAAGUCAACCCAACCUAAAAUGGCGACUGACGGGGAAGAAGUAAUAAGUGAUCAGGAAAAGGUGCGGAUUGUUUCCGAUUUUAUCCUACAUUCACCCCCCGGCGAGUUCAACGAGGUCUUCAACGAUGUACGAAAGUUAUUGAAUAAUGAUGACCUGCUGAAAGAAGGCGCGAGUAAGGCUUUCGCCCAAUACAACAAGGAACAGUUAACUCCGGUUAAAAUCGACAACGCCGACCACUUGGUGCUUAUUACCGAAUACAACGAUUUAGGGAAUAAUAGAUUCUUCGACCCACGCAGUAAGCAGUCUUUUAGAUACGACCAUUUGAGGAAAGAUGCCUCCGAUUACCAACCAUACACUCCAGACACAACCUCAGAACCUUGGAGAGCUGCUCUCGAUACAGAAUUUAUUGCAUACACCAGGGACCAUUAUAAGGAUGGAGUUUGCAGUGUAGUGGGACGCCAAUCUAACGGAGCAACUACACUUUACGCUUGUAUAGAAGAUCAUCAAUUCCAACCGAAGAAUUUUUGGAACGGUAGAUGGAGAUCACAAUGGACUGUAACUUUAAAUGGGACAAUGGCUGAAGUAAGAGGUAUAUUAAAAGUUCAGGUUCAUUAUUACGAAGAAGGUAAUGUACAGCUUGUAAGUUCCAAAGAGAUCAAAGAAUCAGUACCAAUGACUAGUGAGUCACAGAUGGCAAAAGAAAUUGUCGGGAUUAUAAAAGAAGCUGAGAAUACUUAUCAGACUGCUAUUUCUGAAAAUUAUCAAACCAUGUCAGAUACCACUUUUAAAGCAUUGAGGAGAUUACUACCUGUAACACGUACCAAAAUUGAUUGGAAUAAAAUGGUAUCUUAUAGUAUUGGAAAAGAGCUGAAGACGCAAUGAUGUGAGGAGUCUUAAAAUAAUAUUAAUAAUAAUAAUAUUGGGUUAUUCGAGCCUUCCUUGUUAUCGCUUAGAAGAGUUGUGUAAAUACGCCAAGGUCUUGUUAAGUUUAAACUUUGAAUGUAAAAUACGACCUACAGAAACAAUUUAUUUUCAGUAUUAUAUUAUAUGAGACAACUUUUAAAUGGUAAGCUUGUGUAAGAUCAACUAUUGAUUGAUUUGUAUAGCCUAACUUCAAAUUUCGUAUUUAGAUUAAGAUUAAAGAAAAGAAUGAAAUUAAUUAAUUCAAAAUGAAAACUAUUUUACAUUCAUUGGUUAAUUGGCAGUACAGGGAUAGAGAAAAAUAUUAGGUUUUCGUUAAGUAGAAUACCCCCUUUUUCUUACUUUUAAUUAUUUACAUUCUUUAAUGGAAUUUUGUAUAACUAUUAUUAAUUAAAGUCAAUUAAUAUAUUUGUAAUAUUUCCUAUAUCUAUCCCUGUUCAUGUGCAAUAAAAGGCACAAGGUAACAAUUUUUAUUUUGCUUAAUUUUUAUUUCUUUUUAGUUAUUGGCUUUUAUUUGUAUUCCUUUCCUAUCCUGUAAAAUAAACAAAAAAAUAAUUAAAUAAAAAAUCCUAAACUAUUAUUAA
Onthophagus taurus is the source of this 1629-nucleotide messenger RNA. It is a transcript of the gene cpa, whose product is annotated as F-actin-capping protein subunit alpha. Gene Ontology annotation, biological process: actin cytoskeleton organization; barbed-end actin filament capping. Gene Ontology annotation, cellular component: cortical cytoskeleton; F-actin capping protein complex. NCBI's taxonomy places the organism in Eukaryota, Metazoa, Arthropoda, Insecta, Coleoptera, Scarabaeidae. Gene Ontology annotation, molecular function: actin filament binding. The record is from RefSeq and is a predicted model, not a curated record.